Leptonychotes weddellii (Weddell seal) is the source of this 1011-nucleotide messenger RNA. The record is from RefSeq and is a predicted model, not a curated record. NCBI's taxonomy places the organism in Eukaryota, Metazoa, Chordata, Mammalia, Carnivora, Phocidae.
AUGGCUCCAGUUGACUUUUCUGCCAUCUCAGAUACCCAGACCCUUCUUCCAGGGCCCUCUGGAAUCAAACAACUAAAAGGGUUCCAGGUCACACAGAAGGAGAUGAUGAAUUCAGUCUGUGUCCAUCGGCCCUGUGGGAAGCAGGGCAGCUGUGUGCCAUUGCUGCUUGAUCAUGCGGAUAUGGUGAACUGUACCUCUGGUGGCCCAGGUCACAUGAAGUGUGCUAUUACCUGUCAAAGGGGGUUUGCCCUUCAGGCCAACAGUGGGAAAUACCUCAGGCCUAUACAGAAGGAAAUUCUGCUCACAUGUUCCUCUGGGCACUGGGACCGGAUUGUGAGCUGCAUGCCCCUUGAUUGUGGUGUUCCCCACCCAUCUUUGGUGAACUAUGCGACCUUUUCCUGCUCAGAGGGAACAGACUUUCUGAAACGCUGUUCAGUCUCCUGUGUCCCACCAGCCAAGCUUCAAGGACUGAACCCGUGGUUGACCUGUCUUGAAGAUGGGCUCUGGUCCCUCCCUGAAGCCUACUGCAAGUUGGAGUGUGACGCUCCUCCUGUUAUCCCGAAUGCCAGCUUACUCCUGCCUCCCUGCCUCCAGCACAACCAUGACGUGGGCUCCGUCUGCAGAUACGAAUGCAAACCAGGCUACUAUGCCGUGCCGAGUGCGGACAGUAAAGUCAGGAGCAACUUCCUGAAGAUACAGUGCCUGGAGGGUGGAAUCUGGGAGCAAGGCAGCUGCAUCCCAGUGGUGUGUGAGCCCCCUUCUCCUGUCUUUGAAGGCAUGUAUGAAUGUACCAAUGGCUUUGAGCUCAACAGCCAGUGUAUGCUCAACUGUAACCAGGAAAGUGGAAGGCGUCCCAUCCUCUGCACUAAGGAGGGACUGUGGACUGAGGAGUUCAAGUUGUGUGAGAACCUGCAAGGGGAGUGCCCACCACCCCCUUCGGAGCUGAAUUUUGUGGAGUAUAAGUGUGAACAGGGAUACGGAAUUGUUGUUACUGGAGCAGAGAGUUUCUGA